This is a messenger RNA of Vicia villosa (hairy vetch), 671 nucleotides long. Its product is annotated as GDSL esterase/lipase At5g45960-like. Bases 85 to 504 code for a protein of 139 amino acids. The transcript is spliced from 2 exons. Lineage: Eukaryota; Viridiplantae; Streptophyta; Magnoliopsida; Fabales; Fabaceae. The record is from RefSeq and is a predicted model, not a curated record. Gene Ontology annotation, molecular function: hydrolase activity, acting on ester bonds.
UUAUAAAUUAAUCUCCCAAAAUAAUUUGGCCAGGAAUUAUUGGCAGAAGGUGCUCAAAAAAUUGCAAUAGCUGGAGUCCCUCCCAUGGGAUGCCUACCUUUCAUGAUCACAAUGAAUUCCCCUAAUGCCUUCUCACAACGUAAUUGUAUCCAAAGAUUUUCCUCUGCUGCUAAAGAUUACAAUCAACUCCUUCAACAAGAAUUAAACACAAUGCAGCUUCACCUCAAUUCCUCAAAUUCACCUGCAAAAAUCUAUUACAUUGACAUAUAUGAACCCCUAGCCAAUAUGGUUCAAUCACAUAAAAAUUAUGGUUUUGAAGAUAUUAAUAGUGGAUGUUGUGGAAGUGGAUAUAUUGAAGCAGCACUUUUGUGCAAUAAGGGUUGCAAUGUGUGCUCUGACCCAUCUAAGUAUAUGUUUUGGGAUUCAAUUCACCCUACAGAGAAAGCAUAUCACAAUCUUUUUUUGGCUUUCAAAUCCACUAUUGAUUGCAUUGUCAACAACUAGAAUACAUGUUUGAGUUCAUGGCCUCUCAAACUUAACAUUUUUUCUUAUCUUUUUUCUUCAAGAAAUAGUGUGGUGGAUUUGUGUAUGUGACACAUACUCAUACUAUGUGUGUCAUAUAAUAAUAUGUGAUCAAUAUUGUGAAUAAUAUGUUAUUGUAUUAAAAUUCA